Molecule: messenger RNA, 417 nt
Organism: Ambispora gerdemannii
Lineage: Eukaryota; Fungi; Glomeromycota; Glomeromycetes; Archaeosporales; Ambisporaceae
Source: the annotation of a GenBank genome assembly
AUGGAAGUGACUAUCACUAUAGACCUUAAGUCAAAAAAAAGCAAGCAAGAGUUAAGAUUGUUGAAACCGAAGCCUAUAUCGGAAAAAUUGACCGAGCCUGCCACGCACAUCAAGAAAAUAGAUCGAAAUGAAAAAGGAGACCCCCAAGGAGUAUUAAUCCGAGCCGCUGAGCCACUUGACCAUCAUACUAUUCCGGUUAGUUCUCUUUACGAUGAAAGAAAAAAAUAUCACUACUAUACUAAUGGACCCGGCAAAUUAUGUCGAGCCCUAAACAUUGAUAUAAGUCUUAAUAAUGUUGAUUUAACCACCAGUGAUUUAAUUUAUUUAGAAGACCAACCAGAACUUAGCCCAGACAAAAUUAUUGCUACUACAAGAGUUAACAUUGAUUAUGCGGGAGAUGAUAAAGACCGCUUAUGA